AUGUGCAAAGCUAACCUUGGCUUACUGACAAUGCUAGCGGCCUGGUUCAGCAAAAAGGAGGAGUCAUAUGAUUGCAUCCAGGCCAACCAACAACUGCCUUGCAGCUCCUGCAAGCCCCCCAUCAAUGUGUUAGCACUGCCAAGUGAUGCCAACAGUCACACCAUCAAGCCUUGCAAAACCAAGAUAAUUGGUCCUCCUCCCCCACCCAAACUCACGGCCGAAUUGCAAGUGCACGCAAGGGAAAAACUCCAAUGGUUCACACUUGAAUGCUGGUACAGAAAGGACAAUAUUCUCAACAAUAUAGUCCCACACACCAUUUACUGGGCUCAAGGCAAAGUCCUUACCAAUAUUAUCAACUCAGCAGCCUCUUGCAAGACUGGCCAUAUUUUGAGGACGAUGGUCAAGCACUAUUCAAACUUAUUGAGUCACUCAACUGUAGAUACAAUGCCAGGGUCAUCAAAACCCGGAUUUCCAGCAACAAGAAGAGAACAGAGACAAGAGCUAGUAACAAUGCAAAGACAUACAUUACCACCUCCUUAUUUUUUACAACCUACCUACCACCCUCCCUUAUUCUACCACCACCCACCCUACUUCCCGCACUUCCCACUCCCAGCCCUGCUCCAGCUAUUCCUGACAAGCGACCUCAACUACUAUAGUGUGGAGAAGCUGUCAUUAUAUGAAGAGGAAGGUGACUCAAUAGAGGUGAAUGGUGGUGAACAGCAAGGUACCCAAGUACAUUGGCGGUUCUGGUUGCUGCAAUCAGUGCAUGAGUGCUUGAAGUUUGUUAUCCAACCCAGUUUCAGGAAUGCCAUGACAUGA
This is a messenger RNA of Serpula lacrymans var. lacrymans S7.9, 819 nucleotides long. RefSeq lists its product as uncharacterized. Bases 1 to 819 code for a protein of 272 amino acids. The transcript is spliced from 7 exons. The record is from RefSeq and is a predicted model, not a curated record. Lineage: Eukaryota; Fungi; Basidiomycota; Agaricomycetes; Boletales; Serpulaceae.